AUGGUCGACCGGUGGAUAGUAGGGUUUUUGAUUCUUGAUUUCCCUUCCAUUUCUACUUUGCAUCCAUCUUCAUUAAUUCGAUCCCUUGGUCUUAUCGGAAAAAGGAUGUUUCCAAAUCGAUGUUUUGGGGGAAACGAUGGUCGACCGGUCUUAUCGAAAAAAGGCAUCUUCUCACUGUCAUUCACCUUCUGUUUCUGGAUGUUUCCAAAUCGAUGUUUUGGGGGAAACGAUGGUCGACCGGUGGAUAGUAGGGUUUUUGAUUCUCGAUUUCCGUUGAUUUCUGCUUUGAAUCCAUCUUCACUAAUUCGAUCCCUAGGUCUUAUCGGAAAAAGGCAUCUUCUCACCGUCACUCAGUAUCUGUUUCUGAUGUUUCCAAAUCGAUGUUUUGGGGGAAAGGAUGGUCGAUGGGUGCAUAGUAGGGUUUUUAAUUCUCGAUUUCCCAUCCAUUUCUGCUUCGCAUCCGUCUUCACUAAUUCGAUCCCUAGGUCUUAUCGGAAAAAGGCAUCUUCUCACCGUCACUCACCUUCUGUUUCUGGAUGUUUCCAAAUUGAUGUUUUGGGGGAAACGAUGGUCGACCGGUGGAUAGUAGGGUUUUUGAUUCUCGAUUUCCCGUCCAUUUCUGCUUUGCAUCCGUCUUCACUAAUUCGAUCCCUAGGUCUUCUCGGAAAAAUGCAUCUUCUCACUGUCACUCACCUUCUGUUUCUGGAUGUUUCCAAAUCGAUGUUUUGGGGGAAACGAUGGUCGACCGGUCUUAUUGGAAAAUGGCAUCUUCUCACCAUCGCUCACCUUCUAUUUCUGGAUGUUUCCAAAUCGAUGUUUUGGGGAAACCAUGGUCGACUAGUGGAUUGUAGGUUUUUUGAUUCUCGAUUUCCCGUCCAUUUCUGCUUUGCAUCCGUCUUCACUAAUUCGAUCCCUAGGUCUUAUCGGACUAAGGCAUCUUCUCACUGUCACUCACCUUCUGUUUCUGGAUGUUUCCAAAUCGAUGUUUUGGGGGAAACGAUGGUCGACCGGUCUUAUCGGAAAAAAGGCAUCUUCUCACCAUCACUCACCAACUGUGUCUGGAUGUUUCCAAAUCGAUGUUUUAAGGGAAACGAUGGUCGACCGAAAAAGGCAUCUUCUCACCGUCACUCACCUUUCUGGAUGUUUCCAAAUCGAUGUUUUGUGGGAAACGAUGGUCGACUGGUGGAUAGUCUUAUCGGAAAAAGGGAUCUUCUCACCGUCACUCAGCUUCUGUUUCUGGAUGUUUCCAAAUCGAUGUUUUGGUUCUUGGAAAGGAACAAAAUUUCAGAUAAUUCAUUUGAAAUUUGCAGGCUGAAAUCUAAAAUAGUGGCAGAGAUGUAUCUGGUGAAGUGGGUUCCACAAGCAUUGCUUAAAAUGCUUGAAGCCCAAAUCCUAAUAUUCCUUGCUGCUCUUUCUUCAAUGAAAAUUUAUGUUCUACUAAAUUGGAAAUUUGAGAACGAAGUCAUGUUUGAUGGUGUUUUGAAUCGGUUAGAAACACAUCCACUGAUGAAAUAUAGGACAACUAGAUAUAGAACUGAGCCCUCAUCAGAAGGAGCUUCAGAGAAAAAAAACUUGAGUUGA
This is a messenger RNA of Lactuca saligna, 1581 nucleotides long. The record is from the annotation of a GenBank genome assembly. Lineage: Eukaryota; Viridiplantae; Streptophyta; Magnoliopsida; Asterales; Asteraceae.